AUGCCGGGGGUCAUUCGCCUCCUCGCCCUGCUGCUGGCCUCUGCGCAUGGUUUGCACAACGCCACCCAGAGAACAUUCCAGAUCGACUACCACCAUAACCGCUUCCUCAAGGAUGGCCAGCCCUUCCGCUACAUCUCAGGAAGCAUUCACUAUUUCCGUGUGCCCCGCUUCUACUGGAAGGACCGGCUGCUGAAGAUGAAGAUGGUUGGGCUGAACGCCAUCCAGACGUACGUGGCCUGGACCUUCCACGAGUUGCAGCCUGGACAGUACAAUUUCUCCGGGGACCACGAUGUCGAGCAUUUCAUUCAGCUGGCACACGAGCUGGGACUCCUGGUCAUCCUGAGGCCUGGACCCUACAUCUGUGCAGAGUGGGACAUGGGAGGAUUACCUGCUUGA
Messenger RNA from Rangifer tarandus platyrhynchus (Svalbard reindeer), 396 nucleotides. NCBI's taxonomy places the organism in Eukaryota, Metazoa, Chordata, Mammalia, Artiodactyla, Cervidae. The record is from the annotation of a GenBank genome assembly.